Messenger RNA from Parnassius mnemosyne (clouded apollo), 354 nucleotides. The record is from the annotation of a GenBank genome assembly. Lineage: Eukaryota; Metazoa; Arthropoda; Insecta; Lepidoptera; Papilionidae.
AUGAAAUUCCAAUACAAAGAAGAACAUUCUUUUGAAAAGAGAAAGACUGAAGGUGAAAAAAUACGCAGGAAAUAUCCGGAUCGUGUUCCAGUAAUUGUAGAGAAAGCACCGAAGGCUAGACUUGGGGACCUCGACAAAAAGAAGUACUUAGUACCGUCUGAUUUAACAGUUGGACAGUUUUACUUUUUAAUCAGGAAACGUAUCCACCUUCGGCCCGAGGACGCACUUUUCUUUUUCGUGAAUAACGUUAUUCCUCCUACAUCUGCUACGAUGGGCUCACUGUACCAGGAACAUCACGAUGAAGACUUUUUCUUAUACAUCGCAUUUUCUGAUGAAAAUGUGUAUGGAUAUUAA